AUGGUACGGUUCGGUCGGCAUAAUCGCUCGGCAGAGUUGCCACGCCGUCUACUCAUCGGUCGUAAUCUCAAUAAUCUGCCUGGCUAUGCAACACCACAACGCAUUUGUAUGCCGGGCGCACGCGGUAGUCCUGAUGAACCAAGUACGGCUGAGGUGAAGGCACCACUUGGCGAAAUUGGUUUAAAAAGACCAAAUGAGCCACAAGCUGCUAUUGGGGCGCAUAGUUUGCCUGGGCCCACCGGCAGGCAUGGCCUCCUCGGUGCUCGUAGACUACUAGGUCCAAUGGGUCUACCUGGCUUACCCGGAUCGCAGGGAGUGCAAAAUGCGCCUGGUGUUGCUAUAAGUGCAACGUCCACAAUAUCGUUGGCUUUAACGUAGUGGUCAUCUACGCGGCGUUAG
Bactrocera oleae (olive fruit fly) is the source of this 399-nucleotide messenger RNA. The record is from RefSeq and is a predicted model, not a curated record. Lineage: Eukaryota; Metazoa; Arthropoda; Insecta; Diptera; Tephritidae.